AUGCCGGACUCAAAGCGAGGGUUUGGGAUUGCAGUUUCUGGUGGCAGAGACAACCCUCAUUUUGAAAAUGGCGAAACAUCCAUAGUUGUGUCAGAUGUCCUUGCAGGUGGCCCAGCAGAUGGAUUACUUCAAGAGAACGAUAGAGUGGUUAUGGUUAAUAAUACACCCAUGGAAAAUGUGGCCCAUUCUUUUGCUGUGCAGCAGUUAAGGAAAAGUGGGAAAGUGGCUACCAUUAUAGUUAAAAGAGCUCGCCAAGUGCAGCUCCCAGCUGUGAGAAGAAGCCCCUCUCUGGACUAUGACUACCGGGCCUUUGAAGUUAUGGAUAGUCGUGCCGAUUUUGAUGGCAGAAGCACUCGAAGUGGCUACAGUGAAAGGAGUUGGUAUAGUGGGAAUGGGGGCCGGAGCCAGAGCUGGGGAGACCACCUGGACCAGGGCUACAGGACUGGCCGCGACCGGGGGCGCCAGCACAGCAGAGAGCGCAGCUACAGUCGCGAUCAAAAUCGCGGCCGGAGCAUGGACAGAGAGAGGAGCUUCGACCACGAAUACCAAAGACCCCGAAGCAGAGGCAGGAGCGUGGAUAGAGAGGAUGAAUAUGACCGGCGCUAUGGUGGCGGUCGGAGUGUGCCCCGAGACUACGACUGGAGAACCCGUCUUGAAGCCCCUCGUGAGAGGGAAGCCAAGAGCGGGAGCAGAGACCGGCUUAAUUCCCGCAGCCCUUCCCCUGAAUUGCAGCCUCAGUAUGACUAUGGAGCACAUCAGGACCCCAGUGGGCCAGUUAAUGUUCUCCUCACAAAAAGCAGAUCAAAUGAAGGCAAGUGCCCAGCAUCUUUUGAAUAUGGCCUUCGACUUGGAAGUCAGAUUUUCAUCAAAGAAAUGACCAGCACGGGGCUGGCAACCAAGGAUGGCAAUUUGCACGAAGGGGACAUCAUUCUCAAAAUCAAUGGUACAGUGACAGAGAAUAUGUCUUUAUUUGAUGCCAGAAAAUUGAUUGAGAAAUCAAGAGGAAAACUCCAGUUGGUUGUCCUAAGGGACAGAAAACAAACCCUAAUCAACAUCCCUUCCAUGCAUGACAGCGAGUCAGAAAUAGAAGAUAUUUCUGAAAUAGAGUCAAACAGGUCUUGCUCCCCUCAGGAAGAUAGGAGGCUGCACCAUUCAGAUUUAGAUUCUCAUUCUUCCAACGAAAAGCUAAAGGAAAAACAGAGUGCAAAAGAAGAUCCAGCCAGCAGACUAUCCAAAAUGGGAGCAACGCCUACGCCUUUUAGAUCAACCGGUGAUCUCACUGCUGCUUUAAUCCCAGAGACAAAUAGUGAACCCAAGUACCAAGAUGAUCCUCCAGCAUUCACGCGCCCUCUCCACCUCUCCAAGCCGUCCUCCAAAUCCGGCAGGAAGAGAGACUGGCACGCAAAAGCUUUUUCAGAACACAAAAAACAGAACAGUAGUUUGCUACCACCACUUCCUUAUCUCAGAACAGCCCCCAAAAAUCCUGGUACAAAGAUGGUGAAGUUCAAGAAAGGUGACAGCGUGGGCAUCAGGCUGGCAGGUGGGAAUGAUGUAGGAAUAUUUGUUGCUGGAAUUCAAGAAGGUACCUCUGCAGAGCAGGAAGGCCUACAAGAGGGAGACCAGAUUCUUAAGGUAAACACUCAAGACUUCAGAGGUAUUAUUCGAGAGGAUGCUGUUCUGUACCUGUUGGAGAUUCCAAAAGGAGAUAUUGUGACAAUUCUGGCCCAGAGCAAAUAUGAUGUUUACAGAGAUAUAAUGGCCUGCGGCCGAGGAGAUUCUUUCUUCAUAAGGACACAUUUUGAAUGUGAAAAGGAAAUGCCACAAAGCUUAGCCUUCACCAGAGGGGAGGUCUUCCGAGUGGUCGAUACACUGUAUGAUGGAAAACUGGGUCACUGGCUGGCUGUGCGGAUUGAGAGCGAGUUGGAGAAGGGCCUGAUUCCAAACAAAAGCAGGGCUGAGCAGAUGGCCAGUGUUCAAAAUGCUCAGAGAGAUGGCUCCAGUGACAGGGCAGACUUCUGGCGGAUGCGUGGCCAACGGUCUGGAAUGAAAAAGAAUCUAAAGAAGAGCCGUGAAGAUUUGACAGCAAUUGCAUCUGUUAGCACAAAAUUUCCAGCCUAUGAGCGAGUCAUGCUCCGGGAGGACGUAGCAAUGGAGAAACUUUGCAAUGACUUGCCUGAGAUGUAUCAUGCUGCCAAAACCGAGCCUAAAGAUGCAGGCUCAGAAAAGUCCACCGGCGUUGUGCGUUUGAAUACUGUGAGGCAAAUCAUUGAGCAGGAUAAACAUGCUCUAUUGGAUGUGACCCCAAAAGCCGUGGAUCUGUUAAACUACACCCAGUGGUUCCCAAUUGUAGUUUUUUUCAACCCAGAUAGCAAGCAGGGUGUGAAAGUCAUGAGGCAAAGGCUAAUUCCCACCUCCAACAAGAGCGCACGGAAGUUGUAUGACCAAGCAAAUAAGCUGAAGAGGACCUGCUCGCAUCUUUUCACAGCUACUAUUGAUCUAAAUUCAGCCAAUGAUGGUUGGUAUGGCAGCUUAAAAGAUACUAUUCAGCAACAACAAGGCGAAGCCGUGUGGGUCUCCGAAGGAAAGCUGGAAGGAAUGGAUGAUGACCUGGAAGACCGUAUGUCAUACUUAACAGCGAUGGGCGCUGACUAUCUGAGCUGUGACAGCCGACUGGUCAGUGACAUGGAAGACACCGAUGGAGAAGGCGGGGCUUACACAGACAACGAACUUGAUGAGCCAAUCAACGAGCCCAGAGUUUCCUCCAUUAGUCGGUCCUCCGAGCCCGUGCAGCAGCAGGAGGAGGAGAGUUUAAGGAAAUCCAGCCCAGAACCAAGAACUCAAAUGAGAAGAGCUGGUAGCAGGGAAGUUCUGAGAGAUCCCAGCCCACCUCCAGCAUUCAAGCCUGAACCCCCAAAGGGUAAACUGCAAAACAGAGAAGAUCCCUAUGAUAUCCCUAAGAAUUACGAAGCCAGAACAGGCAGCCCUAAUGCUUCUAGCAGUGAAACUUAUGGAGUACCAAUGAAAGUGGCCCCUCCCCCAAUAGCCAUCAAACCUACUUUUGGGCGCCCCAUAUUGAAAUCGUCUCAGCCACCUGUCCCAUCAACGGAGGUGGAGGAGAAAUCGGAGGAGGGGAUAGAAGAACCAGGGAACACACCAAAAUCUGUGCUGGGGAAAGUUAAAAUAUUUGAGAAAAUGGACCACAAAGCAAGACUUCAACGAAUGCAAGAACUACAAGAAGCACAAAAUGCCAGGGUGGAAAUAGCUCAGAGACACCCAGACAUUUAUGCUGUCCCAAUCAAGACACAAAAACCAGACUGGACCCAGGCUGCCAGGCAGAAAUCCUGCCUGGUUCUUGUGGAUAUAUUUCGAUAA
Molecule: messenger RNA, 3372 nt
Organism: Podarcis muralis (Common wall lizard)
Lineage: Eukaryota; Metazoa; Chordata; Lepidosauria; Squamata; Lacertidae
Source: RefSeq, a predicted model, not a curated record